Myxocyprinus asiaticus (Chinese sucker) is the source of this 7604-nucleotide messenger RNA. RefSeq names its product GTP-binding protein REM 2-like. Gene Ontology annotation, cellular component: plasma membrane. Bases 290 to 1210 code for a protein of 306 amino acids. The transcript has 5 exons. The record is from RefSeq and is a predicted model, not a curated record. Lineage: Eukaryota; Metazoa; Chordata; Actinopteri; Cypriniformes; Catostomidae. Gene Ontology annotation, molecular function: calcium channel regulator activity; GTP binding; GTPase activity.
GGGACGCACAGGUGUACAGUGACACGUUAGUCACGCAGCGCUGCUGUUCACAAAGAAGAGAUUAAAUGUUUACACUCAAGUCAACGUGAGAAAAAAGGUGGAUUUCGCGCCAUUACGGUCAAAUUCACAUCGGUAGCGUGUCUUUUUUUGUCAGACUACUGCCAUGUGAUGGCAUAUGAGUCGAGUGUAAUGUAACAGUCUCCACCGACGCUUGUGUGCCGCUUUUGACGCUCAGUGACAUGACAUGGACGGCGGAGUGUCUCACUGAUAACAGAUGAACUGAGGAACGAUGUCGGACCAGGGUUAUGGCUUAACUCUCUCGGCUGCUCCCCCACUUCGCAGGGGCAGCACCCCCCUGCCAAUCAAGCAUCAGCUUAGGCGAGAGGAGGCCGUGUCUGAGGAUUACGAUUGGACGCCGGGGCUUGACGAGCCUGCGACUCCACAAAUCAGUAUCAGCAAUGUCCAAGAUUCGCCCACCCCAAAACCUCCACAACAAAAGUACCACGGACCCCUUCGGAUAGUACUCCUGGGCCAAAACGGAGUGGGCAAAUCUUCUCUGGCACUUUGUCUUGCCGGACUGUCCGACAGAUCACUCUCUAUAGACUCAGAAAAUCAAGCAAAUGAUGAGGGUUACCAGCGACGAGUGACCGUUGAUGAUGAGGACAGCACAGUUUUAGUGUAUGACAGUUGGAAACAGGACCUGUCCACCCUGCAAUGUGAGGUGUGCAUCCUGGUGUUCUCGUUGACGGACAGGCGUAGUUUCCACCGGAUUGCCCAGCUCCGCUUGCUGAUGAGGGAGUCUCUGCCCCACACCCCAAUCAUCCUAGUGGGCAACAAGAGUGACCUCGUGCGGUCCCGUGAAAUCAGCUUGGAGGAGGCUCACUCCAGCGCAAUGAUGUUUGGCUGCUUGUAUCUGGAACUCUCCGUCUCUCUGGACCACCACACUAAUGAUCUACUGGAGGCGGCUGUGAGAGCGGCCCGGGGCCACAGCCUAGGGCCCGGCUGGACAGAGGGGUCCCCCGCAGCAGCUCGAAGAGAGAGCCUGACCAGCAGAGCUAAACGCUUCUUGUCUGGGCUGGUUCCUCGCUCCCACCUCGGCAGAGACAGAGAAAGGGACGGAGGAAGAGACAGAGACCUCAGUAGACACAGAGGAAGUAGAAUGCUCAGGCAGAAAUCACGUUCCUGUCAUGACCUCAGCGCUCUAAUGUAACAAAAAAGGACUGAUGCCCCGUUCACACUGACAGCGAUUUUAUUGUUGGAGAUAGCGGCACUGUUGGUCGCUACCAGGCGUACUUGCCGCUGGAUGCCCUAAUGUAAUUGGUGGGCUGCGCAACUGGGUAUAGCAUUUUAUUUUAUUUUUUUUAAGUAAUGUUAUGUAUUGCCAGUAAAAAUAAGAUGGCAUUCUAUUUUGACAAGAUAUCUGUUUUCUUGCUGCUAAAAUUAACAUUCUGAUGGACAAAACAUUUGUAUAUAAAUUGCAGCAGUGCAUAAUAUGUCAAAUUGUAAACGAGAUUAUCAUUGCAUGUAUAAAACUCACACAAAACACACACUUUCGGUUUCACAUGCAUCUUUUUUUUUUAUUAUUAUUAUUAUUAUAUCACUGUACGUGGGUUGAAGCAAAUCAAAUAGGAUUAUUCCAUUUCAAAUCAAUUUGCUGAAAUUGUAGAUUUUGCUUAUAUUUCUUCUGAAGAAAGAUAUACCAUAAUGUUCAAUGCCAUGUAUCAAUAUAGUAAUCCAUUAUUUUGUAGAGUGGGGUCAAAAAGCAAUUUUCGCCAUAUAAUUUUGGAACAAAACUACAGUUAAAUAAAAAAAACUUUAAAAGGUGGCAGCAUCAUUAUUAUUGUUUUACAUCGUAUACUUCAGCACCCCUGGUAAUGGUAAAAAAAAAAAAAGUGCUGAAGUCAACCUAUUUUGGUGUAAAAAUAAAAUGAUGCUGCUACUUUAAGUUUAUUUUUAAUUUUUUUUACCUGUAUUUUUGCUCCAAAUCAUGGGCAGAAUAAUGUAUUACUCAGUAAAUAUUGAAUGUACAUAUACAUGGCAUUUUAUAAUCUGACAUUGAUCAUUAUUUAUCUGUUUCUUUCAGCAGUAAUAAGACAGCCCAGGACCUUUGGUUUAGUUGACAUAGAAUGACCCCAUAAACAAUUAAAUAAUUCACUUUAACAUUAACUACUUCUCCGUCUUGCCCUAUUAUCAGCUACAGCAUCUCACAGGAGACAGAGAAUCACAUGAGCUCCACUGUCCUCACUCCUGUUGGUCAUCGCUAUAUUGCAUCUUUUCCAUUUGAAUAAUGUUUUUACACACGUUUAUCAAAUUUGUCGAGUCACUGGACACGCCCACAUCACAUUGCGAAUGGUCACAGUAGCUUAUGUUGCCUAAAAUGAACAACUCUCAGUAAAACAAAUGCCUUCUGGUCACUUUUGCUCCAAAUCGCUGUCAGUGUGAACAUCCAAAUGGACGAGAGCGAGAGAUGGUUGAUGUGGAAGGAGGAGAAGAGGGUAGAGGAGCCAAGGAGAGAUAAAAGAGAAAACUUUAUAUAAGAUUGACAGGUGCGGAGAUAAGAGACAGUGUUGACACACCACUUCACAGAGGCGAUAAUCCUCCAGUGAUAUUACCUAAACUAGUAUGUGUGAAAUUAGUUGUUUAUACCAGUCUCUCAGUCAUUGAAUGUGACAGUGGUGCAGAGAAGCCAGCAAUGUAAAAACUAUCCUAAAAGAAAAUAACCUUUAAGGUAGCAAGAGUUCUCUAAAUAAAGACAGUCACACAAAUAUAGCACUGGAUCUCAGUAUAAUGAGUAGAUCGUGCUGGCUGUGGUAGGCUGUUAGUGCUGAUAGAGUAGCUCCUGUAGUAGAAGCAUGCUGACACAGCAAGGAUACAGAACUGUAGUAUAAGUUCUGUAGUAAAAAAUAAAGGCCCCCAGGCACUGAAAAAGAUACUGUAGUUAUUGCAUGGAUUUUCUUUUAGCUUUUCUCACCCUACUCCCAUUCAAAAUCUCUCCGUUUAUCACAUAGAAAAUAAUAGAAACAUACACAGUUUCCUAACCAUCACCAAACAAAUCACAAAGGUACUGUACAAACUUUGAUUUGAAGCAAAAAAGUAUAUACCGGUAAGUUGUUUGAGAGUGUAGGGAGUCAUUCACAGUGUGUCAUGGACAUGGCUGCUGCUGGUUUCUGUUGCUGUGGUUUGUUUGCUGUAUGUUUUGCAAUUAAACAUGAUUUUUUUUUUUAAAUGCACUUAUAAUAACACAGACUGAUGGCCUCAACAGAAGCAUAUACCAUCAAUUAACAACCUCGGAGCUCAUGGUAGGUCUGUCUUUAAAGGUUAUCAUUAAUAUUCAAGUCCCCUUUAGAAAUGUGAAUAGGAUUUUUACUUCCAGAACGCACUAUUGUGCUCUUUAUACAGCUACGAGGAGCUGGAUUUUGAAUCACUGAGAUAUCACUGUAGGUGGGGCUACUCAGCGUGACACAACUGAUAUGGAAACCAAACAACAGACAAAAUGUGUUGUUGCGCUUUGUUAGGACAUUGCAUCAAGCACCAAUCGCAGACAUAACCAGUGUGAGCUGAACUGAUGAUAGAUUUCUCUUUCACACAAAAUUGGUCUUUAUGUACAAUGUUUAAUGAUACAGAUCAGUUUUAUUUAUUGGCAAAUUUUGACCAAAAGAUUGAUGCAACGUGUUGACCUCCAACAGAUCGUUCUUCAUGCAAGCUGUUACUGCGGAGACAUAUGUCACCCAAGAAAUUUGCCUUGAGACUAAUAGCAAAGCUUUGUGGAACAUAUGGGCCUCAUCAACAGAAAUGUGGAGGAGGGGUAAUGGUAUUCAAAGCAUUUGUUUUUUUUGUUUUUUUCUAGUAUAAAUAGCCAGCCAUUUGCAGUAAUUGAGAAUCGUACCUGCCAGGGCCUUGUUUACAAGAGGAAUUGGCACUUGCUAAAAUAGUUUGCAUUUGCAGUUCCGUAGCAUGAUGAAUGAUUGAAGUGAAAAGGUGGUGUAUGGUCUGAUUUGAAGUGCUUCAGAAAAUGCAUUCAAAAACUCUUGGUUAAUGGUUGGAAUUAACUGACUAGUCAUAGAUUUUGAAAACAAGAGAACAAUAUUCAAAGAAAACAAGCAAUAUUUGUGAUUGAGUACUGAUAAUUCCUCCCUCAAUCAUCUUUUUUACUUAUUUGAUGAUUUGAAUUUUGAAACAUUAUUGCCUUUUAGUUAACCUGGCAGGAAGUCUGUUUACUCAUUAACUGGGGCGAACUCGCAAGCAAAAUCACAGUUACUAAUUGAUUGUUUUACGAUGUAAUGGGCCAUUUGUUGCUGGUGCUACAGCAGUUAUAAUGAUAAAUUGCAAUACAACAAUAAAAUGUUGUAGUUAUUAUUCUUACUGAUAUUAACAUAAAUUAAAACUCUUAAUUACACACACACACGUAAUUAAACUCGACCAAAGCAGUGGAGAAAUACACAGACCUGCUAUUUAAUGAGCAUAAAAUGAGAAAGAAGGCAAUAUUAGGCAAUCAGUAUUGGCAGGGAAAGCAGACUGGUCUGUAGAGAGAGCUUUGAUAGAGUCCCUUGAGUCAGACAGAGCUAACUCUAGAGAUUAACUCAAACUGAGAGUUGUGUCAAAUUGCCGUUGAACUAAUUUGACACCUCUGCCUAACAAAAGCAAGCCAUGUUAACACUACUGUCUGACAAGUGAACAAACAAUCAGACUUAUUUUCCUUUAUACGGGUUGAUUGUAAUAUAUAGUAUUUGAUUUAGCUGCUUGCAGUAGCUAAAUGCAAGUCUCAGAGAUCGAAAAAGGCACUUUUAAUUAACUUAACGCCAUAAAGCCUUGGGUUCAUGUUAGAAAUGUACUUCAAAUUACAUUUCACCUCAAUUGACUUGUUACUAAAUAAAAGCGAUGUUAGGACAAGCAAUACUGAGAAUGUCCCACUUUUUCAUGUAGUUUUAAAGCAUGUAAUUUCUUUUUCUCAUAAUGUUGUUAUCAUGAGGCUUUAACUGUGAUUUUACAAAGUACAAUGUGUUUUAUGGAUCAACAUCUUUGUUAGUCCUGGUGGCAUAACAUUCCUAUCAGCAACCAAUCAAAUGUUAGGGUUAGGGGCUUGAGCAACAUGCGUAACAACCUGCCAUUUCCAUGUGAUUUCAGGGGUUUCUAAUGGUUAGGCUCAGGUUCAGAAAUUAACCAGGACUCAGGUCUCAAAAAUGGCACUGAAAAUGAUCAAAAAUGACCCAGAUAUGUAAUAUUUUGGGAUCAAAAAGUGCCCCCAGAGAAUUAUACUGUGUGUGUGUGUGUGCGUGUAUAUAUAUAUAUAUAAACAUUUUAUAUUUUUCUGAAUAUUCUACUCUAGGCUGAAUGUACAGUGGCAAGAAAAUCUGUGGACCCUUUUGAAUUAGCUUGUUUUCUGUAUUAAUUAGUCAUAAAAUGUGAUCUCAUCUUCAAAGUCACAAGUGUAGACAAACAUGAUGGUGCUUGAGCUAACAACACACAAACAAUUAUAAUCUUUCAUGUCUUUAUUGAACACAUCUCAUUAAACGUUCACAUUGCUGUUGAAAAAGUUAGUGAACCCUUGGAAUUAAUAACUGGUCGAUCCUCCUUUGGCAGCAAUAACCUCAACCAAGUGUUUUCGGUAACUGCAGAUUAGACCUGCACAAACAUCAGAAGGAAUUUUAGACCAUUCUACCUUAAAGAACUGCUUUAGCUCAGCUAUAUUCUUAGUAUGUCUGGUGUGCACGGCUCUCUUGAGGUCAUUCCACUGCAUCUGUGUUGAGAUCUGUGCUCUGAAUGGGCCUCUCCAAAAGGUGGAUUUUCUUUUUAUUUAUUUAUUUUUGAAGCAAUUCUGUAGUGGAUUUACUUCUGUUUUUGGAGUCAUUGUCCUGCUGCAUCACCCAACCUUUACUGAUCUUCAGCUGGCACACAACCACCCUGACAUCCUGUAGGAUAUCUUGAUAAUCUUAGGAAUUAAUUUUUCAAGCGGUCCAGGCCCUGAAGCAGCUAAGCAACCCCAAAUCAUGAUGCUCCCUCCAACAUACUUCACCAUUUGGAUGAUGUUUUCAUGUUGGUAUGUGGUGCCCUUUUUACAUCAUAUGUAGUAGUGCUUCAUGUUCUUCAGUGCUGCAUGUUCCAAACAAUUCAACCUUAGUUUCAUCAGUCCACAAAACAUUUUCCCAGUAGCAUUAUGGAGUGUCAAGGAGUUCUUUGGCAAACUUCAGGUGCACAGUAAUGUUUUUGUUGGAAAGCAGUGGCUUUCUUAAUGGUGUCCUGCCAUGGACACCAUGCCCGUUUAAUGUUUUCCAUAUAAUAGACUCAUAAACAGAGAUGUUAACCAGUUCCAAAGAUUCAAGUCUUUAGCGGUCACUCUAGGGUUCUUUUUUACCUCAUUGAGCAUUCUGUGGUGUGUCCUUUGAGUCAUCUUGGCUGGACGGCCACUUCUAGGGAAAGUAGACACCGUAAUAAAUCAUCUCACUAUUUAUAGACAAUUUGUGUAUAUGGACAGAUUAAUAUCUAAACUCUUUGAGAUAACUUUGUUACCCUUUCCAGCUUUAUGUAAAGCAACAAUUCUUGAUUGUAGGUCUUCUGAGAUCUCUUUUUUUUUUGCAAGGCAUGGUCCAUUUCAGCAGAUGCUUCUUGUGAAUAGCAAACUCAAAAUGUUUGAGUGCUUUUUAUAAGUCAAAGUAGCUCUAACCCACACCUCCAAUCUCGUUUCAUUAAUUGGAUUAGUCUUUGUUGACUAACCUAGGCGUUCACUAACUUUUUCCACAGCACUAUGUAUUAAUGUUUAUGGGAUGUGUUCAAUAAAGACAUGAAAGAUUAUAAUUGUUUGUGUUGUUAGCUUAAGCACAUUGUGUUUUGUCUAUACUUGUGACUUUGAAGAAGUCAUCACAUUUUAUGACUAAAUCAUGCAGAAAACCAGCAAAUUCCAAAGGGUUACGUAUUUUUUAUUUUUUAUUUUAUUUUAUUUAUUUAUUUUUUGCCACUGUAACAAAAAACUAAAAACAAAUGUUAGCAGAAUUAAUUUGUGUAAAUUGUUCAUAAAUCCAUGCUUGUGUAAAUUGGUGCAUUGAAUUAAAUGCUACUAUUUACGUAUCGUACAUAUAUAAAAUCACUCAAUGUCCCUUAAAAUAAAAGUGUUAAUGUGUGACUUUUUAGGGGACUGAGGUAGAAGUGUUUGGUCUGUUUGUUUGACAAGGAUGUUGAUCCAGGAAUAUGUCCUACUUGGCAAAAUCACAGCCACCUUAUCAGGAGGGUUACCUCAAAUUACAUCUAUUCAGAAAUAUUGUUAAUGUUGAAAGAGUAAAGUAGUGCCAUGUAAGCAUAUUUUGAAACAAAGGUACAUAAUGAGACACAGAACCCACAGAACUGAUCAGGUUUGUUGUGUAAUUUCACCUGCUCACAUUUUAAACCCAUCACCACAUGGUCUCAUGGAAUCCACUGUAUAUACCAUACAGGACUAAACAUUUCUGUGGGGGCUGGCCACACAGGCUUUUGCAUCAACUAUGAAAACGCAACGUUCUGGAAACGUUCAGAGGUCAAACAUGGCAGCACCGUUUACUUGUUACUCACUAUUAAUGAAUGUUAUCCACUCUUGUCUUUGAAAAUGAGAGAUUAAAGACAAUUUGUUACAAUAA